Dermatophagoides pteronyssinus (European house dust mite) is the source of this 1698-nucleotide messenger RNA. RefSeq names its product casein kinase I-like. Gene Ontology annotation, molecular function: protein kinase activity; ATP binding. The record is from RefSeq and is a predicted model, not a curated record. Gene Ontology annotation, biological process: protein phosphorylation. NCBI's taxonomy places the organism in Eukaryota, Metazoa, Arthropoda, Arachnida, Sarcoptiformes, Pyroglyphidae.
CAUCAUCACCUUUCAAAGUCACUGAAAAAAAUCUCUUGAAUCUCACCAAUUUUUAAAAAGAGAAAUUUAUUUGUCAACCACAUUUCACAUUUUAUCAUUAUUUUCAUUCGAAUAAAAUAAAUGAUGGAAGUACAUGUGGCCAAGAAAUAUCGUGUGGGCCAUAAAAUUGGUUCGGGUUCGUUCGGUGUUAUCUAUAUUGGAACAAAUAUAACGACCAAAGAAGAAGUAGCAAUCAAAUUGGAAGAUGUUGCAUCAAAGCAUCCACAACUUCAUAUCGAAAGUAAAUUCUAUCGUGUUAUGGCUGGUGGAAUCGGAAUACCACAGCUAAAAUGGUUCGGUACCGAAGGCGAUUACAAUAUUAUUGUGAUGGAUUUAUUGGGUCCAAGCCUAGAAGAUUUAUUUAAUUUUUGUACAAGAAAAUUUACAUUAAAGACUGUAUUAUUAUUAGCCGAUCAAUUGAUUAGUCGUAUUGAAUUUAUACACAGUCGUGAUUAUAUACAUCGAGAUAUUAAACCGGAUAAUUUUUUAAUGGGCCUUGGUGAUCGAGGCAAUCUUGUAUAUAUAAUCGACUUUGGUCUUGCCAAACGUUAUCGUGAUCCAAAAUCUCGCCAACAUAUACGAUAUAGAACUGGGAAAAAUUUGACCGGUACGGCACGUUAUGCAAGUCUUAACACUCAUCUAGGAAUUGAACAAAGCCGCCGUGAUGAUCUAGAAUCUCUUGGCUAUGUUCUGAUGUAUUUUAAUCGUGGUUCGCUUCCUUGGCAAGGUUUAAAAGCCAACACUAAACGACAAAAAUAUGAACGUAUUUCGGAAAAGAAAAUAUCAACAACAUUAGAAGAAUUAUGUCGUGGUUAUCCGGCCGAAUUCAUAGCCUAUCUUACUUACUGCCGUGAAUUACGUUUUGAUGAAGAUCCGGAUUAUGUUUAUCUUCGUUCAUUAUUACGUGUAUUAUUUCAUAGGCAAGGAUUUAGUUAUGAUUACGUUUUCGAUUGGAAUAUUCUUAAAUACGGAAACUAUGCAAAUAAUCGACAAGCCGGACCACAACGAACACAAGCCACAAAUAAUCAUCUAAUGUCAGGCGGUAAUUGUUGUAAUAUGACAAGCCAGGUGAUUGGUAAUAAUUCACAAAAUGCAACAUUAUCACCCAAUGUAACACCAAUGAAUUCAAAUUCAUUACAAUUAAAAGCAACGACAAGCGGUGCUUCUGGAGCCGGUGGUGCUGGCAUCGGAAUCACUGGUAAUCAUAGCGGACUAGUUGGUAGUGGUGGUGGUGGACCUAGUUCAUCACAUAUGCAUCCAUCGGUACCAUUAAAUUUAACAUUGAAAAAUGUUAUACAGUCAUCAGCGGCAAUGAAUAUGGCCGCAUCACGUCAAACAUCGAUGCAAGUGCAACCUUCAUCAAGUGGUAUGCAAUCCGGUGUUGGUGGCGGUCCAGGUGGUGGUGGUGUAGGUUCUGGAGGUGAUCAAUUACAUUGUACAAAUUCAACGGUUGCUGGAUCAUCUAAUGGUCAACAACAUUCAUUAUAUCGUAAACCACCAAAUGUCCAUAUAAUGCCACCAACGCAUACAUCGAUUCGUAAUCUGACUAUUUAUCAGAUGUCCAAUAAAAAUAAUCACGUUACAACCGUAGCGGCAGCGGCCGCAUUUCAAUCCAACGGUGCGCUGCAAACGAAGCAAUAAUAAUUAACAUUUUUGAAA